AUGACCACGACAGCAAACCAUCGGGCCGCCGCAGGAGGUAACAUGGCUCCCGAACCAGAGGAAGACAUAGCGGCCAUCGCCAAACAGAUAUCGGACCACGCGGAGGCGAUAUACCAGACGUGGAAGGCCCGGGGCCUGGCGCCCAACGAGAUACUGACGUGCCACCGCGACUCGUCGGCCGCAGCCGACAAGUUCGGCUCGGCGCUGACGCCGCAACCCAAACUGCCGGUAGACGUGACGGCUCCGGCCCACCAUAACCGUGGCACGCAGCUGAUGGCUGACCCGAACAGCACCAACAACCUGGAACGGCUGGUGAACAAGUUUGUGGUGGAGGACAAGGCCCGGCUGCAGGCGGCCCGGCAGUCGCGUUCGCUGUCGCCCAAGCCGUUCGCAUCGUCUAUUCAGUACGCCUUGCAAAAGUUUGAACAGAAGGCUUCCUCGUCCACCGGUCCCGUCCCCGAGCACCUGCAGCCACAGCAGCAGCAAGCCGCCACUAGCAAGCAAAACGUCGGCGGAGGUGGUGCCGCCAAGAGGUAUUGCAGCAAGCCGUCGCCGAUGCGGAACUAUGUGGCUUCACCGGACGCAGACGACAAUAAGGUCGUGGAGGGGCCCGCGUGGCCGUUUCGGAACGGUGGCAAAUCGGCAGCGAUCCAGUCGCAGCAGAACACCUGUGACUUUAUGGACGAGGUGGCCAAAGAGGAACAGCGGUUGAUCGAUGCGCUCAAGAACGGGUCGGUGGUCGAGAACAGGAAGCCCGAAAAGCCGGCCGUGCCCAGCAAAGAGGGCGUCUUGUUGCGAUCGGCCGCCGGAGGUUACGAUGCGGCGGCGACCGGCCACCGUUCCAAGCCGGAGUUCCUUAUCGGGCUGUCCGCGCUCAGCUCGGCCCGGCGGAACCAGCACGCGCACCGGCAACAGGAACAGGUGCCGCAUCCCGAGCUAACCGACCACCAGCGAGCCAACAUCCGGUCUAAUCACCACCAAUCCAACCCGGUUCGACCGUUUUUAACGCGUGGUUCAGUCGCCGAGCGUGUGCUCAUAUUCGAAAAGUGUCCGACUGAACUUAUGAAGAACUCUGCCGUCUGCAAUUCUGCAUCGUCUCAGUCGUCGUGGAAGAACAUCGGUUCGGAUGUGCACAGCAAAAUACAAAACUACUCGAAGGAAACCAAUCAGAAACCUGGAGGGCCUCCACCGCACACUACGUUACAAAGACAUACAAAGGCCAAUCGUAACGUAUUCAUUCCUAGAUUCUACUAUCCAUUCGGCAAGCCCGAGAGUCAACAGCAAUGGGAUACGAUAGUCAAAACAAUCACAGAUUUCUUCAUAUCGUUGCCGAAUUCGCAAGCUUCGAAACAUCAUUUCGGUCAAAUCGCAAAGUUGUGUAACUGCCCGCUUUAUUGGAAGCAACCUCUGUUCUUUGCCUGCGGCGGGGACUUGUCUAGUACCAUAGACGUAAAUACCUUCCUUAAUUAUUGGAAAGACGUGUGGUCUUCUUGUCACGACUUGCCAUCGAUAUUCAUACGCAUAUUGGCAAGAAACUCAAAAAAACAAACAUUAUCACCUGAAAACUUCAUCUUAUUAGUCCAAGAUGUGGUCGAUUCGCAUCCCGGUUUAACAUUCCUGAAAACAGCGCCAGAGUUCCAUUCUAGAUAUGUGCACACGGUAAUAUCAAGGAUAUUCUACAGUGUAAACACAUCAUGGAGCGGUGAUCUUAGUCUAGCAGAAAUCAGACGAUCAGAUCUAAUGCGAGUCAUUGACCUAUUAGAAAAAGAAGAAGACAUCAACCAAGUGACUGCUUACUUCAGUUAUGAACAUUUCUAUGUCAUAUACUGUAAGUUCUGGGAGUUGGACCGUGACCAUGAUUUAUUUAUUAGCAAAACCGAUUUAGCCAGACACAGCGAUCAUGCUUUGUCCACAAGAAUAAUUGACAGAAUAUUUUCUGGGACUGUUACUAAGAGAAAGCAAAAGAAUUCUAAUAAUAAUUAUGUGGAAGAAAAAAUGAGUUACACUGAAUUUGUUUGGUUCUUAAUGGCCGAAGAAGACAAACGACAUCCUAGAGCAGUUGAAUAUUGGUUCAGAUGCAUGGAUAUUGACGGUGAUGGUUAUUUGUCAAUGUACGAGCUUGAAUAUUUCUAUGACGAGCAAUUGCAAAGAAUGGAAAGCAUAGGAAUUGAAUGUCUACCAUUUGAAGAUUGUUUGUGCCAGAUGCUUGACAUGGUUAAACCUAAGUGUUGUGGCAAAAUAUCAUUGGCUGAUCUCAAAACAUGUAAAAUGACUCCGAUAUUUUUUGAUACAUUCUUUAACCUUGAAAAAUAUCUGGAUCAUGAACAACGUGAUCCAUUUGCUUCACAGAGGGAUAAUGAAAAUGAAGCAUCAGACUGGGAUAAAUAUGCUGCUGAAGAAUAUGAAAUGUUAGUAGCUGAAGAAGGUGGAAAUGAUGCACCAGAAGAAAUAAAUGGAACUGAUAUUGAAGAUAUUCUGUCACCCAAUUUGGAUGAUGUAUUAAAAUCAUGUACGUUUAAUAAAUUAUCCAAUCAGCCUAGAGUUUUGGUCACCGAUUUCUCUGCACCGUCUACUAUGUAUGACGAUAAUGAUUCGUCUGACUAUGCUGGCGAUAGCGACGAUGAUAUUUAA
Macrosiphum euphorbiae (potato aphid) is the source of this 2631-nucleotide messenger RNA. The record is from the annotation of a GenBank genome assembly. Lineage: Eukaryota; Metazoa; Arthropoda; Insecta; Hemiptera; Aphididae.